AUGGUCCAGCCAGGGCUCGGCAGUGCGCUUGACACGCCUCGAACCAACAUUGGCGACGCGACCUAUCUCAACAGACAGCCCGAUUUCGCCGACAUCUCGCAAGAGGCCUCCUUCCAAUCUCCAGGCAAAGACGGCGAUCUCCUGCAGCAGCUUCGAAACGGCCGUUCGACCGGGAUUAGCCUACGCACUCCGCGACAGCGAGGACCGCUUGCCGAUCGCAGGAACCUUCCCCCAAGCAUUGGCGGUGCCGAGUUCACCCCGCUGCUCAAGUCCGCAACACGAAAUAGCAUUCAGAAGCAAGGGAAAGAGAAUGGCGCUGCCAUGUCGGACACGCCCGGAUUGAGCAAGAUAGACGAGGACGAUGUGACUGCAUUGCCAAGAAUGGAUGGCUCCAUGUAUUCCGUUUCUCGCAACCAGUCAUACCUUGAUAACACCUUGCCGCACGUGGAAAGCAGUAGUGUUGCGUCCACUCCCUUGGUUAUGCAGCCGCGACGAGGCGCGAACAAGGGACCGCUGCAAGACGGCAAUCAGCUAUCGCUACGAGAACAAGAAAAUGUCAUAGAUCGAAUCGAGAAGGAGAAUUUUGGUCUCAAACUCAAAAUCCACUUUCUUGAAGAGGCGCUGCGCAAGGCUGGCCCUGGAUUUAGUGAAGCCGCUUUGAAGGAAAACACGGAACUCAAGGUCGACAAAGUCACGAUGCAAAGAGAGCUUCAACGGUACAAGAAACACGUUUCAACCGCCGAGAAGGACCUUGAGACAUAUCGACAAGAAAUGCUGGAGCUCCAGGAGAAGACAAAACGGAGACAAACCGACGAAACCCAACGACUAAAACUGGAACAGCUACAAAAGGCGCUAGAAGAGAGGGAGGCAAAUAUAGACAACCUGCAGCGCCUGCUUGACCAAGGCCGUAACGACGAUGACCAAUUGGAACGACUCCGGGAUAAGGUGGAGGACAUGGAAGCGGACUUGCGCGAAAAGGACCGCCAAAUCACAGAGCGUGAUGAUGAGUUGGAUGAGGUGAGAGAAAGAGUUGUCGCAGCCGAGGACGAAGCCAAGGAAGCUCAACGAAGACUGGCCGAGCUCAACGAAAUGGAGCAGCAGACUGAAGAACUGGAGGAAGCCAAGGAGACUAUCCAAGACCUGCAAACUACCCUGCGUCAGCUUGAGCAGCAAAUCGCUGAAGUCAAAGACACAGCUGACAAUGCGAUUUCUCAAAGAGACCGAGCAGAACGGGACCUCGAAGAACUGCAAGAGGAAAUGGCCAACAAGUCCGUGGUGACAAAAGGGCUCUCUCGCCAGAUUGAGGAAAAGGUGGCUCGUCUGCAGGAGGAACUCGACAGGUCUGGGCAGGAAUAUGCAGAUGUAGAAAAAGAACUGUCUAGAGCAAAUGAGGAGAACGAAAGGCUGAGGGCGGAGCUUGAUGAAACGAAGAAUGGUCAGGACGAAGCUCAGCGGGGACAACGAUUGAACAUGGCGAGAAUUCGAGAGCUUGAAACAGAGCUUCUUGCCGUUGCAGACGAGAAGGACACUUUGCAGCUCAGGCACGAGUCUCUGAUGGUCGAGUCGGACGCUCUUCAACACGAAGUGCAGAGGUUGGAGGGCGAGGUUGAAGAGCUCCAGAAGCACACAGCGGAUGAAAAGGAGUAUGCCCUCGAAAUCGAGAAGGACCUGCGGCAGCAGUUUGAAGACGAGCUGGAGCGACUGAACAACGAGAUAUCCAACUUGCAAGCCGAAGUCCGAGAACGAGAUAACCUUUACGAUAACGACAGUGAAAAAUGGGAUGUUGAGAGGCAAACGUUGGUGUCGGACCGAGAAAGGGCAGAGGAAAGGGCAGCUGGUCUUCAACGGACCAUCGAUCGUCUCCGCGAAGCCGAAGGGAGUUUAUCAAGCAAGGAGGCGUCCUUGCAGAAGGCUAUGGAAAGUGAGAUGGAACGCCACAAGAGUGAAGAGGCGGUCACGGCUCGGCAGAUUGACGACCUCCAAGAUGCUCUGGAAACCCGCGCGAGUCUGCUGACAAAACUGCGAAAUGAGCUAUCUACCGCUCGAGACGAGCUCCGCCAGGUUCAGAUUGACUAUCAGGCACAAGUAAACAAGGUUGUCGCAAUGGAGGAUGAAAUCGAGCUGCUACGAUUAAAGACGUCCGCGCAGGGGACUCCUGGUCGCAUGUCUUCAGCUGUCAAAGAGUCACAGGCUUUGCAAGACCAAGUGAAGAAGCUCAAAGCAGAUCUUGCAUCUACCCAGAACUCACUCGCGGAAGCCAGGGCAAAAUGCGACGAACUUCAAGGGCGCCUGCGCCAACAAGGAUGCCCGGAAAACGACGGCCUUCAAAUGGAUCAGGAGCGGCUUGAUUUGAGAGCUGCCAAGAUGAAGCUCGACAACGAAGUCCGCCGCCUCACUGAUGAGAAGAGGUCGCUAAAGGAAAGCCUGGCUGCUACGGAAAAGGCUCUGGACGAUGCGAGAGACAAUGCUUGCGCGACGGAGCAGAGUUUGAGAAGAGAGAUUGGUCAGCUUCAGAGCAAGGCACGCUCCGUCAGCCCGACAAAGUCCAACAGCCAGGGUCCGCUGGCAGCCCACCACCAGCGCACAAUACGGGAGCUAGAACAGGAGGUUGGGUUUUACCGGGACGAGCUCUCCAAAUUACAGUCGGCCGGCGCCGAUGAAGACGACGCUGCCACCAAUGUAUCGAGUUUGCGGAGGGAUCUGGCAACACUGAGGCAAAAGGAACUCGAUUUUCUGCAAAGGGAGUCGAGCCAGCGCAGCCUGGUGAAACAGCUCGAGGCGCAGGUGGCAGAUCUGGAGCGGCAGCUGCAUGAGAGCAGAGUUUCGCGACUGGCAAGGUCGCCAGCCGGGUCAGCGGCCGCGCCCUCCAGUCGGCAGGUGGCGGCGUUGCAGCAGGAGCUCUCGGACGCGCAGCAGGCGCUGGACGGGUUGAAGACGCAGAGCACCGAGGCAGAGCGGCGGGCGUCCAAGACGCUGGAGGAACUGCAGUGCCAGCUCAACGACCUGGAAGACCAGAAGCUCGUGCUGGAGGAGGUCCUGGAAGAAGCCAGGGAGCAGGCGGAAGAGCUGGCGGCGCACAACGACAAGGCGAUGCGCCGCCUGAGGCACAAGCUGGACAGGGCGGAGCGAGAACGGGACGCCGCCGUGGCUUCGCAGAGCGGCGAGCAGGGCAGGCAACUCCGGCAGAGCCAGGCCGAGAUGUCAAGCCUCGGGAGCAGCGUGCGGCAGCAGCAGGAGCUCAUAGACGGCCUCGCCGCCGCAGAGGCCGUGCUGAGGCGGAAGCUGGAAAAGGCGCGCAGCGAACGCGCAGCCUUCCGGAUGAGCGCCGAGAAGCUGCGGCGCGACAUGCAGCUGCUUCAGAAGUCGGGCAGUGCGGCGGAGUCGUCGGACAAGCACGCGCUCGAGACGCUGGUGCGCGCCGCCGAGAGCGCCCAAGGCCAGCACAAGAAGGAGGUCAAGGGGAUGGUGAUGCAGAUGGAAUGGAUGCAAGCACGCUGGGAGCGCGAGGCUCUGCUUCGGUCAGAUGCCGCCUUUGCCAAGGGCUUCGUACAGCUCCAGCUCGACGUUGCCAAUGCAUGCAACAAGGCGCAACUCCGCGAGCUCGAACACAUCCGCACCCACCUGCUGCAAAGCAAGAAGCCCCUCGCGGUAUCCCUGCCCGCCAACAACAACAACAACAACAACAACAAGGCCGCUUCCGGCACGGCGGCGAAACCAAGCUCCAUCCGGCCGUUCCUCGCCAUGGCCCGCUUCAUCGCUCGCAUGCGCGUCUCGUCACGCCGAUGGGCUGAGCAGGAGCACGUCCGCCUCAAGCUGGUGGCAGCCAGGGAUGAGCAGCGGCGCGUCAAACGGUCGAAACAGUUCAAGAUUGUCAGAAUGGAGUCUUGA
Messenger RNA from Ustilaginoidea virens, 3888 nucleotides. RefSeq lists its product as uncharacterized. The transcript has 2 exons. The record is from RefSeq and is a predicted model, not a curated record. The coding region runs from base 1 to 3888 and encodes 1295 amino acids. Gene Ontology annotation, cellular component: microtubule organizing center. NCBI's taxonomy places the organism in Eukaryota, Fungi, Ascomycota, Sordariomycetes, Hypocreales, Clavicipitaceae.